Messenger RNA from Staurois parvus, 343 nucleotides. The record is from the annotation of a GenBank genome assembly. Lineage: Eukaryota; Metazoa; Chordata; Amphibia; Anura; Ranidae.
ACAUGUACACUGAUCAUCAGGGCACUGAUGGUCAGUGUGCCCUGAUGAUCAGUGUGACCCCAGAAGUGCCACCUGUCAGUGUCCAUCAGUGCCACCUGUCAGUGCCACGUGCCAGUGCCACAUCAAUGCCACAUAUCAGUGUCCAUCUGAGCUGCCUUUCAAUGUCACCCAUCAGUGCCAGUCAGUGCCACCUAUCAAUGCCAAUCAGUGCCACCUAUCAGUGCCAUGCCCAUCAGUGCCACCUAUCAGUGUCCAUCAGUGCAGCCUAUCAGUGCCCAUCAGUGCAGCCUCAUUAGCGCACAUCAGUGAAGGAGAAAAAUCACUUAUUUACAAAAUUGUAUAA